GAAAACAACGAAAUACGCAAAAGUUAGAACCAAAAUUAUUUCGAUUGUGCAGCGAAGUAAUUUGCAAAAAUAUCAUCAAAAAAGUGGUGCAAAUUGAUUCGGUUCGCGUUUUGCUGCAUCGUUACGUCGUAACUGUUUGGAGUUUUUACUGCAGAAAGUGAAAAACAUUAAGGUUUUCGCCUCCCCCAACUCCCCCGGAUCGCGGAAGGAAAAAAAAGUUCCGGAAGGAAAACGAAGAACCUCUUCCACGUUCCUGUUUGGCAAAGCAAAACACGGCAAGAAGGGCAAUCAAUCGGAACGAGCCGUAGCAUGGGUUAAAGAAGAUUCUCGCGUAUUCAAACCGCCACGACACAAUUACAUCAUAAAAGCAAUCCCAAAAGAACAGCACAAAUCCGGAACGCCCGUAAACCUCGCCACUCCUCAAAUGUUCCUGCGCCAAGCAUGUUCGCAAUAAUGGACAGCAACGAGAACGAGAAUUAUUGCUACCAACAGCAGCCGGCGGCGGCGGCGGCAGGACCGCAGAAGCAGGUUGCCGGCGCCGGUGCCAUUCCGAAGGUGGUGACCGACAAGAGCAGCCAGAACCAGUUCAACAACAACAACAAUGUGGCCGAGCAGGAGAAUCUGAUGCCGCAGGUGAACGGGGCUCGGCGGCCGGACUGCGAUAGCGAACGGCGGAUUGUGGCCGGGGCUGGAAGUGCGGAUAAUCCCGAAAGCCACCCCUCAACCGAUCCAGAACCCCCGCAAUCGGAACAACAGGACGAUCGCUGUCACCAUAACGGAAAGUCGGAAUCUUCCACGAACCAAACAGCGGAGCCACUACGCUCAGAAGUCGACGACGAAGACGAGGAAGCAGCAGCUGUGGCCGCCGCCGCCGAGCUGGACUCGGACGGUGAUUGUUCGGACAACAACUCGCUCGGGAAUCUGUCGUACAUCAGCGACAAUGGAUUAAUUGAGGAAAUCAUUCUGCUACCGAACAACAUUUACUCCGAUGAUGAAAACGGUUCGGACGAUUGUGUGUACGCGUACCGAGGUGACCUGCAGGCGCCGGCUCUGCUAGAGUUCCGCGAUCAACCGGCGGACGACGAAACGGACUUCCUCGAGAUGGACUUUGAUCCGGAGCCGAGUUCGGAGCUGGAGAAUCUGCUGGAACACCAGGAGAUUAGUAUCGACCCGUUCCAGCACGCACGUGCUAUCGAGCGAUCUCCGGAGGGUGGAGAAUCGGAACCACUUAUCCGACGACACGACGAUGAACCAGAUGGCGGAGAGGGAAGUGCUGCCGCAGUUGCCGCUGCUCCGGUGGAAACCAAAAAUAUGGGUGCGAUCCCGAAGAGGCUUCCCGCGUACUUGCUACAACCCACGGACGAUCAACAGCCGGGCCCGAGUCGGGCACCGACAACCAAGUCCAACUCGCGCAAUCUAAGACUCGAUCUCAAACUGUGCACCGACGAGGGUCAACAUUCGAGCUAUUACUACAACUAUCCCUACUACAACCCGCGGGACUUUGCGCGGAACACCGGCGAAGAUGACGACGACGGUGACGACGAGGACGAGGACAACAGUUGCCUCGACUGCACGGAGAAACAGUUUCUGAUGCAAACGAAGCAGGAUCUGAGCGUGCAGAAGGUGUGCCAUCGGUGUCACUCGCGGAACGCCAGCCACGGUGGGGACUACUUCCACGACCAGGGACCGUCGCUGAACUCGAGCAACUCGGAAACGGACCUGAUGAGCAUCCGGGCAGAGCAGAUUGUGCUGCAAGCGUUGAACAAGAUCAACGAGCUGAAGGCCACACCGCCCAGUUUGGGGUUUUCGAGGAGUGCGGAGAAUGUCGGGUGCGUUGAGGCGGGCACGAGGGAUCAGGAAGUGCCGGAGGACUUUGGACCGGAGACUUGCUCGGAGAAUACCGUUACUAUUUACACCCUAAACUGCGGGGAGCUGACAAUAAUCGAGGCGCUGACUCGAAUCGGCGUUGCUCCGAACCUGGACGUCAUCCGGCAGUACUUCACCGAACAGUACGCGGUCGACACGAGCAAGAUGAACAUCCCGCAGUAUUUGCUGUACAUGUCCAAGAGGGACUGCAACUUCCGGAAGCUCAUCGACACGAUCAAUUCUUGCUGCGAAGAAACGCUGGACGUGCAGUAUUAUCCGUUGGAUCCCUUUUCGGAUACCCCGGAAGUGGUGCAAAUCAACUCGGCGGAGAUCGCAAAGCGAUGGAAUGCCAACACCAACUUGAGACAAAUUAUCAGUUUCAAGCACAAGCACUUCCACACAUUAAAUGUGCUUGGAAAAAUUGUAAACAUCCUGCGACAGCCAUCGCGUGGACGGAACACAAACCAGACGAUUAACAUCCCGCAGUACUACAAAAGUGGCUCCAUCACGAUCACCAGGAUAGUCUGAGAGAGCGCCGCCGCAAACGACACCAACACUUUCUCUAUCUAAUACCUACCUUUCUUACUCUCUCUCUUAACCCGUAACUCUUUUGCUUCAAGUUAAUUUUAAGAACGUUUCGCGGAACAAGCGCGGAGCGUGUUACAAAGGAUUCUCAAUUAGUUAGAAAUCGGGUACAGGCGGCGCGCCAUAUAUCAAUCGUGAACUGGCACAAAUUUCGUAUGGUAUUACUCUCAAGUUACUUCCCCCGUCGUAAUGGCUACUAUCUAUUAACAUAAUCUGUACGAUCCGUUUUGUACAUUUUGCCCAUGUAUUUUGUAAAAUAUGUUGAACAUUGGUGUAAAUAUAG
Molecule: messenger RNA, 2734 nt
Organism: Culex pipiens pallens (northern house mosquito)
Lineage: Eukaryota; Metazoa; Arthropoda; Insecta; Diptera; Culicidae
Exons: 6
Coding region: 442-2394 (650 amino acids)
Source: RefSeq, a predicted model, not a curated record